CCGAGAAGCCUGGUGUAGAGUUCUUGAGAGGUCUUAGGGUCCGGGUGCGGGAGCGGGUUACCGCUGUUGGGGUCGGGGCCCACUGUCGGUGCCGGCCGUGGAGUCUCGCCGUUUGUCUUUCCGCCGAGGACGGAGCGAAGAUGCCCUAUCUGGGCUCGGCUGACGUGGUGAAAGAACUGGGGAAGGCGCUGUGCAACCCGCACGUGCAGGCCGACCGGCUGCGCUACCGGAACGCCAUCCAGCGCGUGAUUAGACACAUGACUCAGGGCUUGGACAUGUCUGGUGUUUUCUUGGAGAUGGUGAAGGCCAGCGCGACUGUAGACAUUGUUCAGAAGAAGCUGGUUUAUCUGUACAUGUGCACCUAUGCCCCUCUGAAGCCAGAUCUGGCUCUCCUGGCCAUCAACACCCUGUGCAAAGACUGCUCGGAUGCAAAUCCCAUGGUGCGUGGCCUGGCCCUGAGGACCAUGUGUAACCUCCGGAUGCCUGGAGUGCAGGAAUAUAUCCAGCAGCCUAUUCUCAAUGGUCUGCGGGAUAAGGCGUCCUAUGUCAGGAGGGUGGCAGUCCUUGGUUGUGCCAAGAUGCAUAAUCUACACGGAGACUCUGAAGUAGAUGGUGCCCUGGUAAAUGAGUUAUACAGUUUGCUGCGUGACCAGGAUCCUAUUGUAGUUGUGAACUGCCUGAGGUCUCUAGAAGAAAUCCUAAAACAGGAGGGCGGUGUUGUCAUUAACAAGCCCAUUGCCCACCAUCUCCUAAAUAGAAUGUCAAAGCUAGAUCAGUGGGGCCAGGCUGAGGUAUUGACCUUCCUGCUUCGCUACCAGCCUCGCAGCGAGGAGGAGCUCUUUGACAUCCUCAAUCUGUUGGACACCUUCCUCAAAAGCAGCAGUCCAGGGGUGGUGAUGGGAGCCACCAAACUCUUUCUGAUCUUGGCAAAAAAGUUCCCCCAUGUACAAAGUGAUGUACUUGUGCGAGUCAAGGGACCUUUGCUAGCUGCCUGUUCUUCAGAGAGCCGGGAGCUCUGUUUCGCUGCCCUCUGUCAUGUGCGCCAGAUCUUACAUAGUUUGCCAUGUCACUUUAGCAGCCACUACAAGAAAUUUUUUUGCUCCUACUCGGAACCCCAUUAUAUCAAGCUACAGAAGGUGGAGGUGCUGUGUGAGCUGGUGAAUGACGAGAAUGUGCAGCAGGUGCUAGAAGAACUUCGAGGGUACUGCACUGAUGUGUCGGCUGACUUUGCACAAGCUGCCAUCUUUGCAAUAGGUGGCAUUGCCAGGACUUACACAGAUCAGUGUGUACAGAUUCUAACAGAGUUGCUGGGCCUUCGCCAAGAGCAUAUUACCACAGCGGUGGUGCAGACUUUCCGAGACCUGGUUUGGUUGUGUCCUCAGUGUACUGAAGCUGUGUGUCAGGCCCUGCCCGGCUGUGAGGAGAAUAUUCAGGACAGUGAGGGCAAGCAGGCACUUAUUUGGUUACUUGGUGUCCAUGGGGAAAGAAUUCCCAAUGCUCCAUACAUAUUAGAGGACUUCAUAGAAAACAUAAAGUCAGAGACAUUUCCUGCUGUGAAGAUGGAGCUUCUCACUGCACUGCUGCGCCUUCUUCUCUCCCGCCCUGCCGAGUGCCAGGACAUGCUGGGACGCCUGCUGCAUUACUGCAUAGAGGAAGAAAAGGAUAUGGCUGUUCGAGACCGAGGGCUAUUCUAUUACCGCCUCCUCUUAGUUGGCAUUGAUGAAGUUAAGCGGAUCCUGUGUAGCCCGAAAUCUGACCCAACUCUUGGACUUUUGGAGGAUCAGGCAGAAAGACCUGUGAAUAGCUGGGCUUCAGACUUCAACACAUUAGUACCAGUGUAUGGCAAAGCCUACUGGGCAACUAUCCCUAAGUGUCAGAGGGCAGAGCAUCAUGGCCCAGAGCUUCCUCCCAAGGCAUCCUCCGCCACAUCAGGACACCUGAUGCCUGAGGAGAACAAGGAGACACUGCAAGAACUUCCUGAUUCGGAAGGUCUCGUGCUGGUUCCCAAUCACCAGCUUACUGCUGAGCAUUUUGAGAAGACUUGGAUUAGCUAUGAAGUAACUCAUCAGCAGGUGUUGCCUUGGCAGGGGGCAAUCCACCCUGACACUCUGCAGAUGGCUCUGCAGGUAGUGAACAUUCAGACCAUUGCAAUGAGCAGGGUUGGGGCUCAGCCGUGGAAAGCCUACCUCAGUGCUCAGGAUGACGGUGGCUGUUUGUUCCUAACAGAACUGCUUUUGGAGCCUGAGAACUCAGAAAUCCAGAUCUCUGUGAAGCAGAGCCAGGAGAAGAUGAGCUCAUUGAGCAGUUUUAUUUCUGUAUUAGAAACUGUGAUUGGAACAGUUGGGGACAUUAAAUCAUAACAGAUUCUUGCUCCUUGCCCUGAGCAGAUGGACAGCUAUCAGAAUUUCAUAGUUUUUUUUCCUCAUUAGAUCGGCUUUUAAGUCCAGAUAUUACCAGAUGCAAAGGGAAUGGGAAAUGUAGGAAAAUGGACCCUUUUGUCUAAAUACCCACUUAUUUCCUUCUGCCUAAUGGUGAUAAUAAACCUCAUUUACAAUAACAAUAUUGUAAAGAUGUUGUUGGUUAGGGGUUGGGGAUGGGGUAAAGAUAGGAUUGAAAUCUUUUUCUAAACAGUUUUGAAGGCUGUGUUACUUAGUAAAUAUGCUUGACACCUGUGGAAUCUGAUGGGUCAUCAUUUUCAGUGGGUCAUCUUUUCUUCAGUAAACAGACUGUUCUCGUAUUCCUAAUCAUGUUUUUUUAGGCUAGGGUCCAAAGUCCUUAGAGUGGUAUCUGAAGUAUUUCUUCAGUCUCAUGUCUCAUCAUUCUCAAAGCAUCCUCUCUUGUGAUAGAAGCAAACUAGUUCUCUGAGUAUUUGUUCUUUAACCAAUAUUAACACCUUCUAUUUCCCCUCCAGAACUUCUGGUCACCUUUAUAUCUUUCUUAAUUAACACAGAGUAUCUUUCAGUGUUCAGUGCAGUUUAGCUCUUUCUGGAAAAUUUCUUUCUGUGCCUUCAUUAGGGUCUUGUUCAAACUGUCAAAGCUGCCAGUGCAUACCUCUAAUGGUGCUAUUGCAAUUAUUUUCUUGUCCUUUUAUUUUUUUAUACCUGACCACUUCUUACAGAUUAAUCAAAACCUCUAAUAACAGAACAUCCCUCUGUCUCUGCCUCUCUAUUGCUGGGAUUAGAGACACAUGCCACAUGCCUGGCUUUUUCUUCGCCUUCAUAUAUGCCAUCCCUUCUUGUGCAGGCAAUCUUAUUCCUCCCU
Messenger RNA from Perognathus longimembris pacificus (Pacific pocket mouse), 3261 nucleotides. RefSeq names its product adaptor related protein complex 4 subunit beta 1 (gene Ap4b1). The record is from RefSeq and is a predicted model, not a curated record. Gene Ontology annotation, biological process: vesicle-mediated transport; intracellular protein transport. Lineage: Eukaryota; Metazoa; Chordata; Mammalia; Rodentia; Heteromyidae. Bases 141 to 2360 code for a protein of 739 amino acids. The transcript is spliced from 10 exons. Gene Ontology annotation, cellular component: membrane coat; clathrin adaptor complex. Gene Ontology annotation, molecular function: clathrin binding.